Nylanderia fulva is the source of this 1110-nucleotide messenger RNA. RefSeq lists its product as uncharacterized. The record is from RefSeq and is a predicted model, not a curated record. Gene Ontology annotation, biological process: DNA integration. Gene Ontology annotation, molecular function: nucleic acid binding. Lineage: Eukaryota; Metazoa; Arthropoda; Insecta; Hymenoptera; Formicidae.
AUGACUCUCAGCUUACUUCGCCUUCGAUUCUGGGUGCCACGUGGAAGGACCGUCGUCAAGCAGCAAUUGCAUCGGUGCGUCACUUGCACGCGCUGGCGAGCUGCCACUCCACAACCUCCUAUGGGCAACCUUCCUCGUGACCGAGUGACGCCGACUCGGCCAUUCCUGAGUACUGGCCUGGACUACGCGGGACCCAUUUCUAUCCGGACCAGCAAGGGGCGCGGACACCGCUCACAGAAGGGAUACAUCGCAGUCUUCAUAUGUUUCUGGUCAAAGGCUAUCCACCUCGAGGUCGUCUCGGAUUACAGCUCCGAGGCCUUCAUCGCCCCCUUACGCCGCUUCGUCUCUCGCAGAGGUCUGUGCACGGACAUCUACAGCGACUGCGGCACAACAUUCAUUGGCGCCGAUCGCACGCUGCGUGAGCUCUUCAAGGCGUCGACCUCCGAGGGCCAUCACAUCGCCCGCGCCGCCAACACUCAAGGGAUCCGCUGGCACUUUAAUCCGCCAGCGGCCCCUCACUUCGGUGGUCUUUGGGAGGCUGCCGUAAAAUCCACGAAAUUUCAUCUCCGUCGAGUAAUCGGCGAAACUACACUUACGUUUGAGGAGCUUAGUACACUCCUCACACAAAUAGAGGCGUGUCUUAAUUCUCGUUCGUUACAGGCUCUGUCAGACGAUCCAGACGACACUUCGGCGCUCACACCAGGCCACUUCAUCAUCGGAGCACCGGUACCUGAGCCAUCGCUGACGGGUCAAUCAACCUCCACGCUGUCACGCUGGCGUCACCUGCAGCUGAUGCGAGACCAUUUUUGGCAGCGGUGGUCGGCUGAGUAUGUGCACGGUCUCAACCCCCGCACCAAAUGGUUCAAGGCCGAGUCCGUACCUCACGUUGGGGACCUCUGCAUCAUCCGCUCGGAGCUCACCCCUCCGACCCGAUGGCCUCUCGCGCGAAUCACGAGACUGCAUCCCGGGGACGACGGUAUCGUCCGCGUGGUCUCAGUCUGCACCGCCACAUCCGAACUCGUGCGCCCGAUCGUCAAAUUGGUCAUGCUUCCGGGCGCGGAUCGUAUUCCGGGCAUGAAUAACGCGGACACGCCGUCCGCCGGCACGUAA